Messenger RNA from Triticum dicoccoides, 673 nucleotides. Its product is annotated as cyclin-dependent protein kinase inhibitor SMR1-like. The transcript has a single exon. The record is from RefSeq and is a predicted model, not a curated record. NCBI's taxonomy places the organism in Eukaryota, Viridiplantae, Streptophyta, Magnoliopsida, Poales, Poaceae. Bases 78 to 482 code for a protein of 134 amino acids.
GCACCAGCCGCAGCCCCCGCUUUUCAAAUCCCUUUCAAACACCAACCCAUCGCCGCCUCCUCCGCCCCCGUCCACCCAUGGCCGCCGCCUCGCCCGAGUUCUUCAAGCCGGCGGACGCCUUCUCCCCGCGCCUGCACCUCCUCGCCGCCGGCGCCGGCGCAGAAGCAUCCGACGGCGACGACGGCUACUACCGCUGCUGCCGGACGCCCGCGGGCGCCGGGACCGGCUGCCUGGGCCAGGCGGCCACCUGCCCGCCGGCGCCGCGGAAGCCGCGCGCGCAGCCCGACGCCGCCUGCCGGAAGCGCCUCUUCGGCGUGGAGGUCAUCAGCCUCCGCUUCGACGACCUCGACGCCAUCUUCCGCCCCUCGCCGCCGCCGCCCUGCGACGACCACCACAACAACAACGAGCAGCAGCGGCAGCGGAGCCGCCGCGCGCUCGGCAGGCUCGCCGCCGGCCGGAGCAGCCGCGCCGGCUUGAAUUAAGCGCUUCUCAUUAGCAGUCAGCACCAGUAGUUGAGUUGAGUUGAGACACCUGUGCGGAUGGAUGAUUGAUGUAUCACCCAUCAUCUCCAGGUAAAAACAGUACUGUAGUGGUAGCCACGACCGAUACUUAUUUUUACGCACAACCAUCCUCUGUAAUCACCCGUCAUAAUAAGAUUAUUAUAUUAUAUGUA